Molecule: messenger RNA, 6071 nt
Organism: Xyrichtys novacula (pearly razorfish)
Lineage: Eukaryota; Metazoa; Chordata; Actinopteri; Labriformes; Labridae
Source: the annotation of a GenBank genome assembly
GGAGUUCGCAGAUGGGGUUUUAUUUUGAAACACCGGAUGGUUUUCCUGCUUGACUUCCUGUCUAGAACGAUCUUCUCUGUGUGGAUUGACGCUCAUUGGAAGCUUAGAACAGCAAAAAUCGACUCGCCGCGUCUCUUUAGCAGAGCUGCUCUCUAUACGGAGCUGUGACGGAGCUGAGACGCGUCCUUCACGCUUUGCUCUGUGAUACGAGACGCUGCUGCCACGCUCCAAACACGCAUCCGCUAUUUUUUAACGCUUUUAUUUUGAAAGGCCGGGGUCGGAAGUGUUGGCUACCGCUGCCGGUAGUGUGGACUGUUUCCUUGUUCACUCCUUCCUUCAAUGCUACCUCGGAUAAACUCUCAGUCAUGGCCAUGAACGCAGACCUGAACGAACGACCUCCGCGGAGGAAACGGGAGGACGGAGAGGAGCGCGAGGACGUCCUCGUGAAGAGAGGCAAAAGUGACGUCAGCAGGUAACGAUGUUCUCCUGAACUCACCUGAAGUCACCUGUCCGAGUUUCACUUUAGUUUGCUCUGUCACUCUGCAAACUGUGUCUGUAAGGGUCCACAGAGACCCCUGUGGGGGGUCCGUCAGACCAGUUUUGGUGUCUCCUGUUUUAAUAUAUCUGAACAAGAGCGCAGUAAAGUUAAAUCAGCUAAUUUUCCAAUGAGGUUCUGUUACUGAACGGAACUACAGCAUGAUCUACUGAGGUUAGUACAUAUAGGGUCACAGACAUAGUACUAGACACCAAACAUCUUUUUAACUUUGACUCAUUUCUUUAGCAAAGAGACUAAACACAGCUGCGGCACCCCGCUGUAGUCUGUAAUAGACUGGCCUGAGGUCUCUCUACAAACAAGCGUCUGCUGGAAGAGAGUAGGUGAGUUGUGUUUAGUCUCUUUGCUAAAGAAAUGAGUCAAAGUUAAAAAGAUGUUUGGUGUCUAGUACUAUGUCUGUGACCCUAUAUGUCCUGUUGAUGAAGUUAGGUGCUGUUCUGAGCAUUAUUUGUGGCUAUAGAGUGGCGUUUUGGUUGGGGGCGUGUCUCUCUGUAUUUCUAUCCUGCGGUCGUUACUAAAGUUGGUAUAACUAGAGAAGGAAGCGGUCGACAACAUUCAUCUCUGGAGGCGGGGUCUAACUCGGUGUUACGGUGGGUUUGACCCUGAAUUAAUAUCCCUUUAACACCUCCGCCUCUCCUCAGCCUCGAGUCUUGUUUGGAUCAGCCGAUGGACUCAGGUAGCAUCCAUGAGGUCAUCAAGUUCACCCCGUCCUCCCUGCCAGGUGAGUCUGAUCAGACCUGAGCUUCGUUUGGAUUAUUGAUUAUUGAUUACUCUUCCGUUUUCACCUCCUCUCUGUCUCCUCUUCAGUCAAACAUUACGACAUCGACACCACAGAGCCGAUCAGCUGUGGCCUCACCACUAUGGAUGAUCUGUUGUCAUGGAAACGAAGCGAGGCAAACCCCUUCAAUGUGGCGUCGGUCCCCCUGGCUCCUCGCGAACCUCCCCUGGCCACCUCCCCACGUCGCACGCUGGUGUCACAUGACAUGAUGGGAGGUUACCUGGAGGACAGGUGUGGACGCCGCUUUCACGGGUGUCUCUGCCCUCAGACAUGACGUCCAUGUGAGUCGUUGAUUUCUUCUUCUGCUGUUCCGUGAACCGCUCCCUCUCUCUCCUGAUGUGCAGGUUCAUUCAGGGGACGUACUCCGUGGCGCCGUACGUCUUCUAUCACUGGCAGUACAUCGAUAUUUUCAACUACUUCACACACAACCUGGUGACUAUUCCUCCCGCCGUGUGGACCAACGCCGCUCACAAACACGGAGUCGUCAUGAUCGGUGAAGAAAGUCUGACGUAUUUAAGAUGUUUGGGGUUCAGAAGAAACUCAAACUGGAUUUUUACUGUUUUUUUUUCUGCUCUCAGGGACGUUCAUCACGGAGUGGACGGACGGGAAAACGAUGUGCGAGUCCUUCCUGAAAGACGAGGAGUCGUACCGCGCCGUGGCGGAUAAACUGGUCCAGAUCAGCCGCUGUUACGGUUUUGACGGCUGGCUGGUCAACAUCGAGAACAGCCUCAGCGUGAGUUCAGCUCCUGUCAGACCGCAACAGACGUGAACUUUGACCUCCAGUAAAAUCUUUUCUACCUGCAGGAGGUCGCGGUGAACAACACGCCUCUGUUCCUGCGCUACCUGACGGACCAGAUGCACCUGAGGGUGUCAGGAGGUCUGGUCCUAUGGUACGACAGCGUGAUCGACUCGGGACAUCUGCAGUGGCAGAAUGAGCUCAACCAGAAGAACAGGUGGAGAAGUUGACGGACUCUGACCCCUUGAGUUUGUGGAAACAUGACGCUCUGAUGACGGCGAUGAAAGGAUGAGUUCUGUGAACGUUUGAUCUUCUCUCUCGUCUGUUACAGGAUAUUUUUCGAUGCCUGCGACGGUUUCUUCACAAACUACAACUGGACCGAGCAGAACCUGGAGGCCAUGAAGGACCUCGGCGGGCUCGGAGAUCGCCAGGCUGACGUCUACGUCGGGGUGGACGUGUUCGCCCGAGGUCAGGUGGUGGGCGGGAUGUUUGAGACGAAUAAGGUGAGAAGAGUGGAGUCAUGUGACGCCGUUAGAGACUGAUGGUUCAAAGAUGGCCGACAGCAGGAACUCUCUUGUUUCUGCAGGCGCUGGACGUGAUCCGGAAACACAACUUCUCUGUCGCCAUCUUUGCUCCAGGCUGGGUGUACGAGACCCACGAGGACAAGAGCGAGUUCCCCCGAAAUCAGGACAAGUGAGACUCAAAGACGAGGAGAACAUGACGCUGCGUUCCUGAGAAACGCUGCGUCAUGUUCCCACGUCGUUCAUGGUUUAUGUGGAUUAGUUUGAGCUCGGUCAGGAUUAGAGUGCUCAUCAUCACAGCUCUGUGCAGCAGAGAGAUGCUGACGGCUUUUCUUCACGACCAGCUGUAGAACAAGAUGAAUCUGCAGACAGACGUCGGCGCUCAGAGAUUUCAUGACGAUCUUCUGUGAGGGUGAAAUUAAAGUCCUGUUUGAUCUCGGCAGGUUCUGGGCUCUUCUGUCCGACUCUCUGUACGUCCAUCGGCCAUCUCUGUCCCUCCCCUUCAUCUCCUCCUUCUGUCAGGGCUUUGGGAAGGACCUCUACUGGAGAGGAAAGGUAAGAACAGAGAGGAGCGCCUGGAUCUCCUUCCUGGAGCAGACUGACUGAGGAGCUGUUGGUUUGUGUGUUUCUGCAGCGUGAGUCGGAGAGGAGCUGGUUCAACCUGAGCGCUCAGGAGAUCCAGCCUCUCUACUACCACACAGAGCUGGAGGGCGGAGCUUGGCUGAGGAGCCGCGGCUGCCCCGAGGACGCCUUGAGCGGCGGUCGCUCGUUGGUGCUGGAGGGCCUCAUCCCCUCCUCACACACCUCUCCGGUCUGUGCAAAGUGAGCGUGUGUGUUUGCUCGUUCCUCUCCUCCUUCAUCGUUCUCCUCCUCCUCCUCAGCUCUCAGAGUUCACACUCAGUCUCUCUCUUCUUCUGCGUCUCUCAGGAUCUUCUCGCUCCACGUUCCUCUGGCUGAAAAGACUCUGCUGAGCGUCGUCUACAAACCGUCUGCAGGGAUCUCCGUCAACCUGGAGCUGAAGACGGCAGACGCCAACCUGUGCACGCACAUAGACAUGCAGAAUAUUCAGGGUGAGUUUUCCAGACUCCAGUUUCAACUCCUGAUGUUCUUGAAGGUUCAGGCAGGUCCUUGAAAAGCCUUGAAAAGUCUUAUUUUUAAUGUUCAGACAUGUUGUUCUCGUCUGUCCUCCGUGUGUCUCCACAGUCAGCAGUGUGUCUCCUGAGCGUCUCGAUGAAGGACAUCAGCUCCACAGACGUUUCACUGAGCUGUGUGGGAACUUGGUUCCCUCAGACUGGACUGUCAGGUAACGUUGCCUUAAAGCUUCGAUGAGGUCCGUCUGUUUUUAGGCUCUGAUGUGAAGCUGCUGUCUCGUCUCUGUGCUCAGGUGUUCUCAGCUGGAGCUCCGUGGUUGUGCCCUCAGAGAAGUUUGUCUGAGUAUCCAGAGGGACGGAGAGCCGGAGGACACACACUUCAGCUGCAGGCUGGGACAGAUCCUGGUGAUGAUGAGUUUGAUACCAGAACCACAACUUUACUCCAUCAAACCCUAAAGACGUUAAAUUUGAUCAAUUCUGUGAACAGACUGAAAAGUAGAAACACAGAAAAGUCUCUCAGAAAGAAACGUUAAAGUUAGUCAGGCUGAAGUUUGAGAAAAAACGACAAAAAUAUACGUGGAAAAUUAUCAAAAUAAAACAUGAUCGACGUGUUUUUACUGAAGUCGGCUUUAAAAAGGAGAAAAGUUUCUUCUCCAGGAUUCAGCAGGUUUAGAGCGGUCAGGUGUGUGUGUGUGUGUGUGUGUCUGUGUGUGUGUGUGUGUGUGUGUCUGUUAAAAGACACCCGUUAAUAAACACUGUUAUCGUUCAUCGUUAUAUCCUGAUAUUGAUCGAUAUAAAAACUGAUAUAAAAAAAUAUCGUGAUAAACUUUUUCACAGAUCGCCCACCUCUAUGAGCGUCCAAACAUGAAUGUUCCAGAUCGUCCUCAGAACGUCCAGAAUUGGACUCUGGACCAGAAUCUGAUGAGGUUUUUCUGUUCUGGUCUCAGCUCCUGAAAAGUCUCCCUGGAGACCCUAACCCCGUCUUUCUUUGACCUGAACUUCAGCUCCUCGCUGACAUGAAUUUACCCGAGACGUCCUCUUUAAUGUCCUCUCUCCUCUUCCUGUCCCAGCUCUUGGACGUCUCCACUCUGCAGGUCCCUCCAGACCUGGUCCAGGGUCUGUGCAUUUACGAUGUGGUGUGGUUUCGUGGUGUCGGUUCCUCCCUCGAGUCCACCUCUCCUGGUCUGCUCCUGAACGCCACUCUACGCUGGGAUUACCCCGCCCACUCGGUACGACACUUCAGGGUUUAUUGGAGACGUCUGAGGGGACCUGACCCCAGAAUCCCCCCGGGUCAGCCGGUCCUGGUGGGCCGGGCGUACUCCAACCUUUACAGAAUAACUGAGCUGAUGGUUCCGGAGCCGCCGGGCCUGCUGGAGCUGACGGUGGAGCCGGUGGUCAGGAAGGAUUUCCCCGUCCCAGAGAGUCACUGGGGGAGGAGGAGCCUGAGCUACACAGAGGCGUCGGCCUAAAGAGCGGACACGAGUGUCAUCAGGGCGCCCGGGUCAAAGAGCCGACCCGGUUUACAACAGGGUUAGAAAAUCCAAACAGGACUAAUCGAAACCUUCAGAUCAGAGGGAGCAGAAUAUUUCAGAGACACUCAGACGUCGAAGUUCAGAUUUUAAUAAACGAUUAAAAAACACCAACAUGACCGAGCUGCAGAGACUUCCUCAGACCACACCUCACUAUAAAUCUGAUCACAUUUCCAAAAUUAAAGAAGAAUAAUUUCAUAUGUUUUAGAUGGUUCAGACGUAGUGGGAAACAUUUAUCGACAACAAUAUUCAUAUAUCUGUCUGUGAAACUGUUACAGUGAUUCUUUUUCUCAGUUUCACUAAUUAAACUUGAUUAAAAUUCAGUUGAACCAAAACUUAAAAACCGUUUUUAAAGACCAUCAGUUAGACUCGGACUCCUCAUUAAGCUGCCUUUUAUUUCUUAACCUUUAAGCCUCUAAUAAUCCACAUUUACCUCAAGUUCUUAUAUUCAUCAAAUUAACCUCAAACAUGUACUGUAACUAAUAUGCAAGUCUGUUUUUUUACAGCUUAUUAUCAUGUAUAUUAAAUAUAAUCUUUGUGUUGGAGUGAGAUAUUAAAACAGCAGAAAGCCUCUCAGUCCUAAUAAGAUUAUUAUUAUUAUGAUUGACAUGUUUUAUAUUCAUGUGAGGCUGAAACUGUCAAACCAAAGAAUGAUCCUCGGUCUGUAAGUUUCUCAUGGAUGUGAAAAUAAAACAGUUUUGAGUUUAUUUCUGUGGCUCUUUAACGUUGAAGGCCGACUGUGAGACCAAGUGCAAAUUUAAAAGUUUUAUUAAACUCAGUUAAACUUCUUUUUUUUUUACUUUUAGUGCAUAAAACUUUUGUUCAGGCUCGUAUGAAAUUAAAGCUUCAAGUUUGCACCUUCA